Cryphonectria parasitica EP155 is the source of this 711-nucleotide messenger RNA. RefSeq lists its product as uncharacterized. NCBI's taxonomy places the organism in Eukaryota, Fungi, Ascomycota, Sordariomycetes, Diaporthales, Cryphonectriaceae. The record is from RefSeq and is a predicted model, not a curated record. Gene Ontology annotation, molecular function: N-acetyltransferase activity. The transcript is spliced from 2 exons. Gene Ontology annotation, biological process: protein acetylation. The annotation marks the transcript as partial.
ACAGCAUUAACAACCCCAGCGGUGCUCCUGGUGCCCUACGACCGUCGCCACGUCCCGCGUUACCACGAGUGGAUGAGUGACCCAGACAUUCAAGAAGCCACCGCCUCCGAGCCGCUGACUCUCGAGGAGGAGUAUGAGAACCAAGAGUCAUGGCGCGCCUCGCAUGACAAGCUCACCUUCAUCCUCUGCCAGCCCCUCGUUGCUGACGGGCCUGAGCCUCUUGCGUCUGUCAAUACUGGUGAUUUCGAUAGCUCGGACAAGAUGCUAGGUGAUAUCAACUUCUUUCUGUACCCAGACGACGAGGAGGACGAAGGAGAAGCAGCAAUAGCAAGCCAGGCCGCUGGGACCACCUCCUGCAUCGGUGAGGUGGAUAUCAUGAUCGCUGGCCAAGGCGACAGAGGCAAAGGCCUGGGAAAGGCGGCCGUAUCUGCGUUGCUUCACUACAUCUGGACGAACCUGGAUGAGAUUCUGGGAGAGUAUAGGGAAGCCAUGGGAGAGGGCGAGUCGAGGCCGAUGAGGCUCAAAUUGCUCAUGGCAAAAAUCAAGGCAACAAAUGAGGGGAGCAUCGCGCUCUUUAGGCGUCUGGGAUUUGAGCAGGAGGGCGAGGUUAAUUAUUUCGGGGAAGUCAAGAUGGUGCUGAAGAAUUUUGACGGCAUCGCGAGGGCGAUUGAGGGAUACAAGGUGCUGGCGUAUAGCAGACCGGUGGAUUGA